AUGAUGAACAACUUCCAGUCCACCAAAACCGUACCCCAUAAUAAUGAAAAUUCAGAAACAAAUUCAGAAACAUAUCAGUCUUUUCGAAAAGUUCCUAAAAUGUUUGGUAUUAAUAGUCAAAUGCUGAAUGCUUCAGAUUACAAGAACUCAGCUUCACUUUCUGGCAGCAUGGAACCCUCAAAACGAUCAAGCUAUAGCAGUUCUAUGACAGAUACAGCUUCCUCUACUCAUACUUCAAAUGCGAAUGGCAAUUCAGCUUCUGACUGGGGCCAAUCUGGAAAUUAUUCCGAUCCAUCUGGGCCUAAACCGUCUGGUAUGUUCGCGGAAUCCCAGAAUCAUCUUUUAAAUGCAUCUUCUUCCUUGCAAACGAAUGGUUUUCCGCGCACAAGUUCUGAAUAUGAAUCUUUUUCCAAGAAUAGCCCUGGAUCUUCCUUGCAUCGUCUAUCAAAUCUAAGCAUAAAUAACAACAACCUUCCUCAUGACUCGCCUUCAAAUAAUACUGGGUCCACUGUUGGCUCUUCCUCCCAUCGCAGGGCAACUUCUAUCACAAACGCUAAGGGAUUGCCUCCUUCUGUUUCUUUUUAUAACAAGUCUACGAAGCCAUUGGAUUGGGGUUCAGUAAAUAACGGAACCAGUUCUACACAGGAUACACCGAAUUAUAUAGGAAUGGCAUCUCCGAAUGGCAAUAAUCCUUCCUCAAUGCAUUCUCCAGUAUUACCGAGAAAGACAUCGGGCAUUUGGCGUAACACGGGUUACCCUUCUCGUAACUAUCCUUCUUAUAGCAAAUCUGGAAUCCCUCCAGUUCCUAAUUUACCUUCGUCGUACGAAACUCUAGGAAGAUAUCAAACACCGUCUGCUGGUAAUAAUUCCUUACCUAACAAAAAUAACCCUCCAAAUAUCGAUACAGUGUUUCAUGAGCAUCCCCCAUCUUCUUCCACUUUGAACACGGCUUUUUCUGUCAAUUCUCAAGCUCCUGCUCACAAUACGAAUCAAAACGGUGAUCAUGCACAUCCUCCUACCAGGUUGAAUACACUCUCUAAUCUCAAUUCCACUAAUGUUCCAACUUCCAUAGCCUCUGGCAACGCUGCUCCAAAAAGUCCGUUUUCGGGAGAGAAAUCGUCUCAAAAUCUAGAAGCUCUCACACCCAAUUCAAGGCAAGUACAUACUAGCUCUCAUCGAAAAAGCCAAAGCUCCGGUCGUCCUUCUCCCAAAGGGAAGAGUAUAAGCAGUCAACCAAAUUCAGAAAGCAAGCAGAUAAAGUCAUCUGGGAAAGAAGGAAGAUCCUCUCGAGGUGGGUUUUUCAGCAGACUUAGUUUUUCACGAAGCUCGUCUCGAGCAAAAAAAGCAAAAUCGAAAAAUGAAGAAGCUCCCGAGGUUCCUUCUAUACCCCAAGAAUAUCUUAAAGAUGGGAAAAAGACGCCUACUAGGACGAAAAGUCGAAUGCAGCAACUCAUCAGUUGGUUCAAAUCUCCUAAAGACAAGCCAAAUACCUCUUACACUCCUAAUUCUUACUCUCCUCCUCCACCCCCGGUCCCUCGACUUCCUUCUACUCAGUCCCAACUGUAUAACGCUAGAAAUCGUUCCGAAGAUUAUGUCCCCCCAGUACCACAAAUACCUUCGAAUUUCACUUCUGGUUCGAAAGAACAAGGCAAUCAGCAACGAAGUGUUUCCUAUAAUCCCAAACGAAGCUCGCUUAAUAAUGAUUUACCGACAAAUGAGCCUACUCCGGCUACUGCUCCUUUAAUGGAACCUUUAGACAGUAAGUUUGCUGACCUUGCUAUGAAAGCGAUAAACAGCAAGCGUAUAAAUCGGUUACUUGAUGAAGCCAAAAUAAUGCAAUCCCUGCUUGAUCGUGCUUGUAAAAUUACACCGGUAAAGAGCUCCGAUGUCUUGCUUAUCAAUACUGCACCUCUUACUCGGUAUGAAGAGGAAGAAAUAAAAGCUUAUGAAAAUAUCUACUUCACUGGUCUAAGGAACGUGGAUAAAUCCAGAUUAGUUGACGAAACGUCCACAAAUUAUGGCUUUGAUGAUGAACGAGGUGAUUAUAGAGUUAUUUUGGGGGAUCAUAUUGCCUAUCGUUAUGAAGUAGUUGACUACCUUGGCAAAGGAAGUUUUGGCCAAGUACUGCGAUGUAUUGAUUAUCAAACAGGAAAACUGGUUGCUUUAAAAAUUAUUCGAAAUAAGAAACGAUUUCAUAUACAGGCGCUGGUUGAAACAAAAAUUUUACAAAAGAUUCGUGAAUGGGAUCCUAUGGAUGAAGCUUGUAUGCUUCAGUAUAGUGAUCACUUUUACUUUCGCGAUCAUCUGUGUGUUGCUACCGAAUUACUGGGAGUGAACUUGUAUGAGUUAAUUAAAAGUAACGGAUUUAAAGGACUACCAAUUGUUGUUAUUAAGAGUAUAACAAAACAGCUGUUAUUAUGCUUAACUUUGUUGAAGCAGAAAAAUGUUAUUCAUUGUGACUUAAAGCCGGAAAAUAUUUUGCUAUGCCAUCCUUUUAAGUCCCAUAUCAAAGUUAUCGACUUUGGGAGUAGUUGUUUUGAAGGAGAAUCUGUAUAUACCUAUAUUCAAUCUCGAUUUUAUCGUUCACCGGAGGUCAUAUUAGGGAUGGGCUAUGGAACUCCUAUAGACAUGUGGAGUCUUGGGUGUAUUCUUGCUGAGAUGUAUACGGGUUUUCCGAUUUUCCCUGGCGAGAAUGAACAAGAGCAACUAGCCUGUAUUAUGGAGAUUUUCGGUCCACCAGACCGUUCCAUGCUUGAAAAUUGUUCAAGAAGAAAAGUGUUCUUUGAUUCUUUUGGAAAGCCUAGACCCUUUGUUUCUUCAAAAGGAGUGAGCAGAAGACCGUUUGCAAAAUCUUUGCAUCAAGUAUUAGAAUGCAAAGACAUAUCUUUCUUGAGUUUUAUAGCUGACUGCCUCAGAUGGGACCCGGAGGAACGGAUGACUCCAUUUGAGGCAAUCCAGCAUGAUUUUAUUACUGGAAAUCAAGAUCGCAGACCGAAUACAGCUCCUGCUCGUCAAAAGAUAGUGAAGAGUCCUCCUACAUAUCUAGAGUCACCUCCAUCAAGGCCGCUGCCCAAUCUACCCAAUAAUGAAAAGACUAGUGAUCACGUCGAUUCACAUGCCUUUGGGGUAAAUGGUCAAGUCGGGAGUACAUUACGGGUACCGGUUAAAGACCCAGAUGCAUUUUCAAAGGUGAAGAGUCCCGUGGUCUCCGAUAAUAUGUAUUUCUAA
Messenger RNA from Schizosaccharomyces osmophilus, 3228 nucleotides. RefSeq names its product DYRK family cell polarity protein kinase Pom1 (gene pom1). Gene Ontology annotation, biological process: peptidyl-threonine phosphorylation; peptidyl-serine phosphorylation. The transcript has a single exon. The record is from RefSeq and is a predicted model, not a curated record. Gene Ontology annotation, molecular function: ATP binding; protein serine/threonine kinase activity. Lineage: Eukaryota; Fungi; Ascomycota; Schizosaccharomycetes; Schizosaccharomycetales; Schizosaccharomycetaceae. Bases 1 to 3228 code for a protein of 1075 amino acids.